Acanthochromis polyacanthus (spiny chromis) is the source of this 1394-nucleotide messenger RNA. It is a transcript of the gene cfap144, whose product is annotated as cilia and flagella associated protein 144. The record is from RefSeq and is a predicted model, not a curated record. The transcript has 5 exons. Lineage: Eukaryota; Metazoa; Chordata; Actinopteri; Pomacentridae. Gene Ontology annotation, cellular component: ciliary base. The coding region runs from base 82 to 429 and encodes 115 amino acids.
AACGUCCUUUACGCCCAUGGAGUAGCUGCUGUGUGACCUCAGUAUCAGCGGGAGCUUCUAGAGUUGUUUUUUUUUCUCAGCAUGGCAGGAAAACAGAAACUGGAUUUGGUCCAUCAAAACCAAAUUCAUGUUGAGACCAUAAAGAAAGAACAGAGACUGCAGAAACUCCACACCGAGUUCAGCAUCAAUCCCUACAGAAAAUUGCACAUCCUGCCAGACAAACCCAUGUCUAGGAAACCAACUGAAGUUAUUGAAGAGAACUUGGACUUCCUCAAGGCUUUCCACAAAGCCCGGGAGGAGCCCACCAAGAAAUAUUCAAAGCCCCUCACUGAGAGUCAGGAGAUAGGAUGGAUGUCAACUGCACUGGUAGAAUUCUGCGUACAUUUCUACCUCAAAGUUUCUACUGACUAUCCCAUCGAACCGCCGUGACACGAGAUGCAAUUUCUACCGAUUCAGAACGGAUGUCACUAAACACCAAGAAUUUGCCCAGAAAGCAUCAAAUUAAAGCAUGAAAAGCAGCAAGAAGCGAGUUCAAAAGAAUCUGUUUAUCAAACAAACAUACAGGUGUCAGCAGAGUCUGCCCUUUCUGUAUUUCCAUCUUAGCAAACUAAGAAAAACACUUGGCAGGGGAAACAUUUGCACAGGUCUAUACAAAGCACACUCAGCCAACACAUACUAAUCAUAUUAAUGAAUAGGAAAGGGCAAAACUGACAGCCGCUCAAUAUUAUAAAAUGCCAUGUCACAUAGGAGAGAAUCAAUGAGUCAAGGAGCCGAGUUGGGAAAAAAAAAAUAGAAUACACCAAACUUGGAAGAACACACAGUGUCAGUUAGACAGCAGGGGGGUUGGUGUAGAGACUGAGGCGUAGAAACAGACUGUGGCUCCAAAUCCACCUUAUAGGGACGAGAAUGGCUAUAGACAACAAAAACUCAUCUAUGGUAAUUAUUUAAUCAAUUUCUCUUCAUGAGCCUUAGGGAAACUGCAUGUAGUAAAAAAAACUUUGCAUCUUGGGUGGUCCUAUGCAGUCCGUUCUUGUCUUUUCUUCAUUUGUCUGGUCCUCCUCAGCAGUCAGACAGGAUGUCUGUGUGGCAUGAAGCUGGUUUAUGUUGACCUCCACAUCAAUCCUGACACAUUUUAUGGAAGGCAUACUGUACAAAAAGUGUGGAAGAGCCCGUAGCCUCCUACACGUCUGGCAAAUCCUGCCUAGAAGCAGCGUCCAAGUCCAGUCUGUUAACCAGCAUGUCAACUUUUUACGAGCGACUCUUCAUCUUCUUGCGCACAGACUUGCCCGGACGUUUCUGAAAGCCCAAGUAAAAGAAAUUAGGUGUUUUCUUACCAACCAUAUCCUUCCAUUUACCAAGCUUUCUACAUGUAAUAAAUCGCUCAGUUCCUUUUA